This is a messenger RNA of Auanema sp. JU1783, 999 nucleotides long. NCBI's taxonomy places the organism in Eukaryota, Metazoa, Nematoda, Chromadorea, Rhabditida, Rhabditidae. The record is from the annotation of a GenBank genome assembly.
AUGCAAAUGGAUCCAAAUGCCGAGUACACGUUAGAUCUGUUGGCCGAGAUCUCUGUUGGCAUCUUAGUUGUCAGUUGUAUACUCUCUUUCAUAUUCGUUCUUUAUCGCUUUUUGAUAAGUAUUCUCCUCACUGGUAUGGACGGAGACGGAACUGCCGCGGGGGGAAUAUCAAUAACUCAUCCCACAGGCUUCAACCCAAAUGAUAAGAAAUACAAAGCAUGCUGCUGCCACGUGAAAACAUUCACAAUUGUGGCUGGAAUCAUAGAAAUUUUUACAAUUUGUUUUCUCUUAGUCGCAGUCUUGCCGGAUAUUAACUCGAGAGUAUGUAAUCCCGGCAGUAACCGACUUUCCUAUCUAUAUGUUGAUGAUGAUUUUACGGAAGUUCGAAAUGGUACUAUGUUGAAUGCAACAACGACCACCACAACAACAACCACAACUACCACUACUACCACAGUUACACCAGAUCUAAAUGACACCCUCUUGCCUGAAAAUGCUACAGCUCAAUAUGAAAGAUUCAUGGCUUCGCUAACUACCACCAUGUGUGGAAUGAAUGUGAUAUGGCUUGUGUGGUCAAUAGCUCAAAUUCUCGUGAUUAACGUAGUCUUUUAUGGAAUUAAACAUGUUCGCUGGCUUCUCUUCCUGCCACAUUUUAUUUUUCGAAUGGUCGAUCUCGGCUUGUUUGGAUUGAUACUCAGUCUAGAAAUUUAUUCAUUAACUUCAAAUGAGAAAGCUACUUCCUCGUCAUACGUAGCUAUUGCAUUCACUUCCGCCUUAACUUCUUUAUGGAUUUAUAUAACGACAGUGGAACUACGAUGUUCUCAUUUCGUGAAAAGAUCACAGGAAACGGGCUACUCGAUAUCAGUUGCUCGACCAAUAGGUCCAUCAACAGUUUCUUUAAGCGAACGAGAUGCUCCUCCGGCGGCUUCUAUUCGCCAAUUGCCACCUUUGCGUCAUACUUACGGAGUCAGGGAUCCGAGUCGGAAAUACCAAGACAACUGA